Oncorhynchus keta (chum salmon) is the source of this 4314-nucleotide messenger RNA. Its product is annotated as capping protein-inhibiting regulator of actin dynamics-like. NCBI's taxonomy places the organism in Eukaryota, Metazoa, Chordata, Actinopteri, Salmoniformes, Salmonidae. The record is from RefSeq and is a predicted model, not a curated record. The transcript has 16 exons. Bases 273 to 3716 code for a protein of 1147 amino acids.
UUCACACUAGUGUCCUCUCACUGUAGGCAGGUCACUGGGAGGGAGGGCAGGUAGCCUCAAAGUUAGCUCUGUGUCUUUAUGGUUGUCUUUCUGCCGUUCUGUCUUAAUUCAUAUACAUGAAGAAGAGGGGUGUUUGUGUGUAGUGGACUGGUGGCCUUUAACGUUGCAGCUGGGGCUUGCACAGGGACUCUUCCACUUGCCGCCAUCACUCAGACAAGCUGGGAAAGGAUGUACUGCCUGCUGGAUCUCUUGAACAUUCCCAACUAGAAACCAUGGCUGGAUUUUACGGCUGCUUGCAUGUAAAGAACAGUGACUGCAGUAUCAUGGCCUCUGGACCAUCAGAUGUGUUGACCAACCAGGAUCCAGCAGACACCACUGAAGAGUGCACAGGCAAGAAGAAGUCCAAGUUCCAGACCUUCAAGAACUUAUUUUCUAAGAAGAAGAGAAAGGAGGCUGCUGCUCCUGCCAGGGGGGACAGUGGGUUGAAGUGUAGCCAGUCUAGUGACAAUGUCAACGCCCCCGAACCUGCACUUCUCAUCCGCUCUGAGAAAGACGAGGGUUCUGGGUCAAAAAUAAAUAUGGGUAAUAAGGCUCUGUCACAUGACAGUGUCUUUGUCUCUGAAUCUCCCCUGUCAGAGGUGACUGAGGGUCUAGGAGUCUCUCAGGACAGCAUCCAUGGGAAAGUCAAGUCUCUACAGGUCAUCAGGCUAGGCUCUCCUCCGUCUCUGUUGAAACAGGUCAUCAGGCUAGGCUCUCCUCCGUCUCUGUUGAAACAGGUCAUCAGGCUAGGCUCUCCUCCGUCUCUGUUGAAACAGGUCAUCAGGCUAGGCUCUCCUCCGUCUCUGUUGAAACAGGUCAUCAGGCUAGGCUCUCCUCCGUCUCUGUUGAAACAGGUCAUCAGGCUAGGCUCUCCUCCGUCUCUGUUGAAACAGGUCAUCAGGCUAGGCUCUCCUCCGUCUCUGUUGAAACAGGUCAUCAGGCUAGGCUCUCCUCCGUCUCUGUUGAAACAGGUCAUCAGGCUAGGCUCUCCUCCGUCUCUGUUGAAACAGGUCAUCAGGCUAGGCUCUCCUCCGUCUCUGUUGAAACAGGUCAUCAGGCUAGGCUCUCCUCCGUCUCUGUUGAAACAGGUCAUCAGGCUAGGCUCUCCUCCGUCUCUGUUGAAACAGGUCAUCAGGCUAGGCUCUCCUCCGUCUCUCCUCCGUCUCUGUUCUUCCAAACCGGUGCAGAGGAACAGCUCCCUGAGUCUGGAAGGGACCGACAGUGAUGAAGACCAGAUGUCCUGUGAGACGGGCUCCAGAUCGGUCAGUCCCCUGGUCUUCCUGCCUGUAGACUUCAGCCAGCCUGCCAGUCCCAUGGGCUGUCUGGACAACACUGCCGCUCGCCACCGCCUGGCUGUCCGACACAAGGCCUGUACCAAGACGAAGAAACCCACCACUAGGGUUGAUGGCAGGGCUGAGGGAGAAUCAUUCCAGGAGGAAAGACAGAAUUGUAUCAUUCCAGAAUCUGUGGAGGAGGAUGAGGAGGAAGAUGUGAAACGCGAGCAGGCUGGUGUUGCGGAGGAGGAGGAGAAGCAGACAGAUGGGGUCGUGGUGUCCCAGCAGGCCGAGCGGUCAGCCUCAGAUGAAGAGGAUAAGCAGGGUGUCCAACAGGAAUUGUCUCAUGCUCAGGAUGCCCCCUCCCUCUCCAUACAGAAUGACUCUGACUCUGAGGAAUGUCUUUCAUGCCAGGCUGAGGUUUCAGCUCCCCGGCUCCAGACCGCCCCACUGCUUGGCUCCAUGAAGUCUCUGGAGCCCCCUACUGGAGAUGACUUCCUCCUGACCCCUCCUGGGUGUGAGGUGGCUGUGGAGGGAGGCUCUCUACUCCAGGAGGUGUUGAUCUCCCUCAAGGGUCCAUUGACAUCUGUCCUGGGGCUGGAGGCAGAGGCUGUGCUCCUGGAGGUGGAGGUGAACAUGGAGGGGUCAGAGGCUGAGAGCGGGGUGGAUGAGCUGGCAUUAAACCCACAGGAAGAAGCGUGUCUCCCCAGUGAUAGACCGGACUACCCAGCAGAGCCCCGAGAGGAGGUGGAAGGUGAGCCGUAUGAAUCUGAGGAGGAGUUAGUGGUGGAACAUUUCAAUCCAAAGGAGGAAGAUGCCGAGGAAAUCAACCCUGAGUACUUAACCAAAGAAGAUCAGGACAUGCCUUCAGUGGAAAAGGAGGAAGAAGAAGAGGAAAUCAACCCUGAGUACUUAACCAAAGAAGAUCAGGACAUGCCUUCAGUGGAAAAGGAGGAAGAAGAAGAGGAAAUCAACCCUGAGUACUUAACCAAAGAAGAUCAGGACAUGCCUUCAGUGGAAAAGGAGGAAGAAGAAGAGAAUGAAGAGGAGAGGGAGGAGGGGGCAGAGGUAGAGGAGAAGGAAACGGAGGAGGUUGUGGAAGAUGAGAGGAGGGAAGAGGAGGACAAAAUGGAGCCAGUCUCAGAUGUGCCAGUGCAGACAGCCUUAUUGGAGCCAGGGGGGGAAGAGGAUGUAACGUCAACCUCUGUGGAGGAUGAUUUCCAGCAGGUUCCAUACAGAGACCCUGAGAGAGCUUGUGAGAGCCCUGAGUGCACCACUGAACUGUCUGACCAAACAGUCACAGACCAAGCCUGUCUCCCCCAACUGCCAAACAGCAGUACACCUCCUCCAGAGUCCCUGGACCAGCCUGAGGCCCCUGCAAACACCACACAGGACCAGGAAGAGCCCAGUGUAACAACUGACCAGCGCUGUAUAACCAGUCCCAGUGCAGCCACCGGCCCAGAGCAGAGCCCACAGGUGCACUGCAGGGGACCAACUGCCACCGAGGAUCCUGGGAAACCAUCUGGUGGUUCUGAACAUAAUAGACACAGGUACACCAUUGCCCCUGCCUGGCAAAGGUUGGCUACCAAAGAGCUAACCUCCCCUUCUCCAUCUCCCUCGGUCACUGUGCCUGGGGCUGUGGAAGCAAAAAGAGACUCCCCAAGUGGAGUGGAGCCACUUAGCCCUGUGGGGGCUGAUGUCCCUGCUAGUCCCAUCCCAACACAGAGCACCACAGCACCCAUCAUGUCACCUGAAGACACUCCCCCUGCAGCCCAGGGGGAAGAGACCCCUGAGAAUCUGUUUGGUGUCAGGCUGAGGAAGACCUCUGUGGGUAUGCUUCGCUUAGGCUCAGAGAGUGAAACUCCCCCUGCAUCCCCAGUACACUCACUUCCCAUAGAGCCACAGAGGGCCUCGUUCACUGAACCACAGUCAAACAGCAAACCUGCCCUGCCCAGAAAGCCCUCAGAGCUGGAUGGUAUGGUCAAGCCAAAGAGAAUACCAGAUCUGUCUGUGGGUCGAGAGCCUAGUGGGGGACCUGGUGGGGGAUCUCAAUCGCCAAGCUGGAUCUCAUUGGCCAGACAAAAGCAGAGGAUCUUAAAAGAGAACUCAUUGGAGGAAACCAUGGAUAGCAAAGACCCUGCAGAGAUGGAGGAGCUUAACAGAAAAAAAUCAAUUCGUACAUUGACAAGGCCUGUCAACAAAGACCAAGCCAAACCUCCAGGAUCUCCUGUUAAAGUGUUGUGUUCCCUGGAGAUCUCCAAGCCUGUCGUGGUUGAGAAGGAAGGGAAGAGAGCCCUGACUCACCCAGCCCCUACAGCCCUGGCUCAGGAUGAGCCCCCGUGGUUGGCACUGGCUAAGAAGAAGGCCAAAGCCUGGAGCGAGAUGCCCCAGAUAGUGCAGUGAAGAUGGGCCAAACCAUCCGUCCGCUGAUGGAUCAGAAUGCAUUUGCACACCCAGAGUAUAAUUUUGUUUUCUACUUCUUCUGCUGUUCUAAUACCUUCAAGCUUCUGAUUGGUCAGACACUGAAACCCUCAAAUCACACGCUGCAGUGAAAGGAGUGAGUUGGGAAUUGGGACAAAUUAGUAAAGGUUUUGAAUUAUUGAUUGAUACGGCAUACAAUUGGAUUUAGUUGACAUGAUAUGUCUUUAAGUAAGACAGACCCAUGACUAAAUUAGUUAUUUGUUUUAAUUUCUUAACUGACAAUGUCGGUCUGUAUGAGGUGAGGUUCAUUUAAGUCAUUUAGCAGAGGUUCAGGUGUGUCAAAACCUUAAACCUAGCCUUGAUCUUUGCUUUGGGGAUGAAUAAGCAUGGAUGGAAAGAAAGAGAUGAAGGUUUCUUCUUUUUAUUUAUUAAAUCUCAUGUUUGAUGUAUUUUUUUAUGUUUUGUAUUACCUUUAACGUGUGUACAUGACUUGUACAUAAAAUGUUCAGUAAUGAACAAAUGCUGUUUCUCUUUGUCAUCUGAACUCAAGAACAGUAAAAUACAAGGAAGUUACAUCUGA